AUGCCCGCUGUCGACACAAUGACUUCCACUCCUACGACCUCCGCAAAAGAGACCAAGCAGUCGGUCGCCACCCUCGAGCAACUGCUUACAAAACUGUCGCUUUCCAAGGCUCAGGAUGAGGCCAAUGCAGCCGCGAUGAACGUUGCUACUCUUCUGAAUGGACCUAUUGAGGAGCACGAGGUGCCUCUCAAGGCCGUCGAAACAUUCAAGAAGCAGCUGGCCAACAAGAAGGAUGCUUUGGUUCGAGAGCGUGCCAUCGAUGGCAUCCGCGCCAUUGCUGAGCAUUCCAGCCUUUCCCCCGGCGUGGAGCCGUACCUGGUCAGCCUGCUUCCGCUGGCCCUGGCUGCGGUUGGCGACAAGAUGGUCUCUGUCAAGAACGCUGCGCAGGCCGCAUCUCUUGCUAUCGUCAAGGCCAUCAACCCAAAUGCCGUCAAGGCCGUUCUCCCUCACAUUCGAAACUCGAUCAUCACUGCCCAGAAAUGGCCCGAGAAGAUGACUGGUCUCGACUGCAUCGAGGCUCUCGUCGAAACCGCGCCCACCCAGCUCUCCUACCUCGUCCCUACGCUCAUCCCCAUCGUUUCCGAAUCGAUGUGGGACACGAAGCCUGAGAUCAAGAAGAAGGCAUAUGGCACCAUGGAAAAGGUCUGCAAAUUGAUCGAGAACAAGGAUAUUGAAAGAUUCAUUCCGGAACUUAUCAAAUGUAUCGCUAAGCCUGAGAACGUCCCUGAGACGAUUCACUUGCUUGGUGCUACCACAUUCGUUACCGAUGUCCACGAGCCAACUCUCGCCAUCAUGGUCCCCCUGCUUGAGCGUGGGUUGGCCGAGCGGGAGACCGCCAUCAAGCGAAAGUCUGCCGUCAUUGUUGACAACAUGUGCAAACUGGUCGAGGAUCCCCAGAUCGUCGCUGCUUUCUUGCCAAAGUUGAUGCCUGCUCUUACCAAGAACUACGAGAACAUGGCCGAUCCCGAGGCUCGUGAGAAGACCAAACAAGCUCUCGAGACCCUCAAGCGUGUCGGUGCAGUCAAGGAGGACGGCACUGCUCCCCAGGUUUCCACUGCUGGUGAAAUCUCCACCGUGUCAGCCAUCCUGAAAUCCAUUCUCGAGCAGACGCACAAGGGCGCUUCCGCGAAAUCAGAACCGGUCAUUGAAUACAUUUCUGCUAUUGCAGGUCAGUUGAUCGACGAGAAGGUCACCGACUCUGCUGACUGGGUCUCAAACACUGUCGAAUACCUCAAGACUCUUGUCGGCGAGGCUGACGCACAAUCGGUUGCUGAGCAACUUCGAAAACGCGCCUCCCCUGGCGCUGAGGAAGAGGCCGAGGAAGACCCCGAUGAUGAAGAGGGUGAGGAUCUUUGCAACUGCACCUUCAACUUGGCCUACGGUGCUAAGAUCUUGCUCAAUUCAACUCAUCUCCGCCUGAAGCGUGGCCAGCGUUACGGUCUGUUGGGCCCCAACGGUUCCGGCAAGUCCACUUUGAUGCGUGCCAUUAACAACGAGCAAGUCGAGGGCUUCCCGAAGAAGAGCGAGGUCAAGACCGUUUUCGUCGAGCACGAUCUUGACGCGGCCGACACUGAACUCUCCGUCGUCGGCUGGACCGAGAUGAAGUUGAGACAGGUCAACAUUGACACUCCCCGCUCCGAGAUUGUGGCCAAGCUCCUCGAAUUCGGCUUCCUUCCGGAACAGCUCGAUGGUCCGAUCGGCUCGCUCUCUGGUGGCUGGAAGAUGAAGCUCGCUCUCGCUCGUGCUGUUUUCGAGUCGCCUGAUAUCCUGCUGCUCGAUGAGCCCACCAACCAUUUGGAUGUCAAGAACGUUGCCUGGCUCGAAGAAUACUUGAUCAAUUCACCCUGCACCUCCAUCAUUGUCUCUCACGACUCGAAGUUCUUGAACAACGUCAUCCAGCACGUCAUCCACUACGAGCGCUUCAAGCUGCGCAGAUACCGUGGUAACCUGACCGAGUUCGCCAAGCGCGUGCCGUCUGCUCGUUCUUACUUCGAGCUCGGUGCCUCCGAGCUGGAAUUCAAGUUCCCCGAGCCAGGUUUCCUUGAGGGUGUCAAGACCAAGGCCAAGGCUAUUGUCAGAGUCAACAAGAUGUCUUUCCAGUACCCGGGAACCGACAAGCCUCAGAUCUCCGACAUCACCUUCCAGGUGUCUCUCGGUUCUCGUAUUGCUGUCAUCGGUCCCAACGGUGCUGGCAAGUCUACUCUCGUCAAUGUCCUGACUGGUGAAUUGAUCCCCACAUCUGGUGAUGUCUACCAACACGAGAACAUCCGUAUUGCCUACAUCAAGCAACACGCUUUCGCUCACAUCGAUAACCAUCUCGACAAGACCCCUUCGGAGUACAUUCAAUGGCGUUUCCAGACCGGUGAGGAUCGUGAGACCAUGGACCGCGCCAACAAGAUCGUCACUGAGGAUGACGAGAAGGCCAUGGACAAGAUCUACAAGAUUGAUGGCACCCAGCGUCGUGUCAUCGGCAUUCACGCCCGUAGAAAGUUCAAGAACUCCUACGAGUAUGAGUGUUCAUUCGCUCUCGGUGAGAACGUUGGCAUGAAGAACGAGAAGUGGACCCCUAUGAUGACUGCCGACAACGCCUGGAUUCCUCGAUCUGAGAUUCUUAAUUCCCACCAAAAGAUGGUUGCCGAGGUCGACCAGAAGGAGGCCCUGGCCAGCGGUCAGUUCCGACCUUUGAUCCGUCGUGAAAUCGAGGUGCACUGCGCCAACUUCGGUCUCGACGCCGAGCUGGUCUCUCACUCUCGCAUGCGCGGUCUCUCCGGUGGCCAGCGUGUCAAGGUUGUGCUCGCCGCCUGCACAUGGCAACGUCCUCACUUGAUCGUUCUGGACGAGCCCACCAACUAUCUCGACCGUGACUCUUUGGGCGCUCUCUCCAAAGCCCUCAAGGCUUUCGAGGGUGGUGUUGUCAUCAUCUCCCACAACGCCGAGUUCACGGAGAGCUUGACCAGUGAGGUCUGGUCCGUCGUGAACGGAAAGAUGACACCUUCAGGUCACAACUGGGUUACAGGCCAAGGUAGCGGUCCUCGUCUGACCGACAAGGACGAUGAGGAGGAGAAAUUCGACGCCAUGGGCAACAAGAUCGAAGGCAACAAGAAGGCCAAGAAGCUGACUUCUUCUGAGCUGAGGAAGAAGAAGAAGGACAGAAUGGCCCGCCGCAAGAGAGGCGAGGAGGUCUUCUCUGACGAGGAUGACUAG
Messenger RNA from Capronia coronata CBS 617.96, 3204 nucleotides. RefSeq names its product elongation factor 3. NCBI's taxonomy places the organism in Eukaryota, Fungi, Ascomycota, Eurotiomycetes, Chaetothyriales, Herpotrichiellaceae. The transcript is spliced from 2 exons. The record is from RefSeq and is a predicted model, not a curated record. Bases 1 to 3204 code for a protein of 1067 amino acids. Gene Ontology annotation, molecular function: ATP hydrolysis activity; translation elongation factor activity; ATP binding.